Messenger RNA from Acipenser ruthenus (sterlet), 6642 nucleotides. Its product is annotated as partitioning defective 3 homolog B. The transcript has 23 exons. Lineage: Eukaryota; Metazoa; Chordata; Actinopteri; Acipenseriformes; Acipenseridae. Gene Ontology annotation, molecular function: phosphatidylinositol binding; protein binding. The record is from RefSeq and is a predicted model, not a curated record. Gene Ontology annotation, cellular component: apical junction complex; apical plasma membrane; cell cortex. The coding region runs from base 924 to 4562 and encodes 1212 amino acids. Gene Ontology annotation, biological process: intracellular protein localization; establishment of cell polarity; cell adhesion.
UCCCUUUAAGAGUUUGAGCUGCUGGCUUGUUUGAAUGUUUGGAUUGUGGAGGAGUUUUGGCGAAACUGCAGAGUUUGGAAAUUAUCUGCUUUAUAAUUUAUAAAAGAUUUAGAAAACUCAUUUCUGUCAACAAGCCAGCAUUAAGUUACUGGAACCUAUCUGAAAAAGGAAUAAAAGAAAAUCUGGGAAAUCCGGAAAAGAAGGACUGGGAAAAAUACAAGAGAGAAAGAAAAGGAGAAGGGAAAACUGGAAACUUACUAACACAGCGCUGUGGGCUCCAUCUUCAAAGUCGCAGGCCGUCAUAUACGAAAUCUAACAAAACCAUGAGAAGAAAACACGUUUUAGUCAUCGGGUAUCAAUUCAGUUUUCAUUUUAAUUAAACCGGGUAGUGCACGCAACGUUUUCAAAGACUUGCCUGUUUUGUUUUUGUACUGUACGUCGUAAUGUUUUGAAAAUAACAAGGAAUACACCGACUAUUAUACAUGACAACAUACCUUUUUAAAAUUGAAAUCAUACAAAUGAACAAGGGUGUACUUUUUAAUUUUUAAAUCGCAUACAGGUUAUAGUGUAAUAGGCUAAUUGUAUAGUGAAAUCAUUUUCUUCCGGUUUUGGGAGGUCAAAUGUUUUUUAAACGAUAGUUGUUUUGUUUUUUUUUAAAACAAAAUCAGACAAACAUAAUUUAAAGUAGUUUGUAUUAAACUGUCUACGGCUUGUUCUAAGUAUUUUGUUAACGUUUCUGAAACAGUUUUUACCUUGUACCUGAUAGAUAAGUGAUGAUUACACCUGUUGCUUCCCCCGUGUCUAACAUGAACUGACCCUAAAAAGGCAACAGGAGGAGCGAAUUUUACUGGCUGUAAAUUAGUUUAUUUGGCAUUGACAGUGUUUUGUAAAUAUCCACGUUUGUUUAUGAAAAUAAACAGAAGAUGAAAGUAACAGUCAGUUUUGGAAGGACUGGAGUGGUUGUCCCUUGCAGAGAUGAGUGGACGGUCAGAGAGUUGAUACAGCAAGCAACUCAAAGAUACAUUAAAACGCUGGAAAAGGAUGGCAAUUACUCAGUAAAGAUUCAUCACAUUGAAUACAUAGAUGGAGGAAUAUUGGAUCCAGACGAUGUUUUGGCAGAUCUUGUGGAUGACAAGGAUAAGCUUAUUGCUUACUACGAGGAGCAGGAGACACCGCAGAGCGAGGGCCUUAAUGGCAGCCUGACAGGAAGACGGAGCCCCCCAGACCACUUUGAGAAUGGAGUGUCUGCCCAGCUUGCUGUCUUCCAGCCAGUCAGCGGAGAGAUUGAGGUCAACUCUUCUGCACUGAAAUCCAGCACACCACUCCUGGUGCGGCGGAGCAGUGACCCGGCACUCAGCCCACCUGCUGAAUUUUACACAGGUGUUUCACAUCCGGAAGAUGUCAGUCUGAAGCCCAGCACCACGGGUGUAAACCAAGCAUUGACAGAUGAGGGGGGAGCUGACCAGAGCCGAAGAGCAGCAGUGGAGACAACCCAAAUGCAGCAAAUUGUGUACAGUGACCUGGCAAGGACGGUGACGCUUGCUGGAGAUGAUGGACCCCUGGGGAUCCAUGUAGUGCCCUACGUUUCAUCUCUCAGCGGAAGGGCACUUGGUCUGUACAUCCGUGGUGUGGAAGAAAACAGCAGAUCCAAAAGGGAAGGCCUUUUUCAAGACAACGAAUGCAUUGUUAAAAUCAAUGAUAUAGACUUAAUGGACAAGUCAUUUGCUCAAUCGCAAGAGUUGUUCCGACAAGCCAUGAAAAAUCAAACUGUCAGCCUUAAUGUGCUACCUGCACCCAACAGAGAUAGAUAUGAAAAGACUCUGAUUGGUCACCUGUACAGCCUAGAGCAUGAAGACAGUGUUCCGAAGCUCCAGGUUCCACUCCCUGUGAAACCCAAGCCUGCUCCAGCCAAUCGGAAAUCGGAGAUUGGACACCCUCCGACGCCUCAGAACACUAGUCUUUCUCCGACUAAGAAUAUCAAUGAAAAUACAUUGGUGAAAAAGAACUCCUCUUUAUCCCCUCUAGUAGGGUUUGGCGGCAAGAAAAUAGGCAAGAAAAUCAAAAUUGACCUCAAAAAAGGUCUAGAGGGCCUGGGUUUUACAGUAGUUACCAGAGACUCCUCAGUCCACGGGCCUGGUCCCAUCCUGGUGAAAAACAUACUACCAAGAGGAGCUGCUGUGAAAGAUGGCAGAAUGCAGUCUGGAGACAGGAUCUUGGAGGUGAAUGGCAGGGACAUCGCUGGUAAAAGCCAAGAAGAACUGGUUGCUAUGUUACGAAGCACCAAACAAGGAGAAACAGUGUCUCUCAUUGUGGCAAGGCAGGAAGAAGUCUUCUUACCUCGAGAGCUGAAGGGGGAGCAGGACUGUGUCAUCCCCUUCCAGGAGGGUAAGGAGCAGAUGAUGUUCGAGGUCCCUCUGAAUGACUCCGGCUCAGCUGGGCUGGGAGUGAGCCUGAAAGGGAACAAAUCCCGAGAGACCGGAGCUGACCUUGGCAUUUUCAUCAAAUCCAUCAUCCACGGCGGGGCUGCCUAUAAGGAUGGGCGCCUGAGGGUGAAUGACCAGCUCAUAGCGGUGAACGGGGAGUCUCUGCGGGGGAAAUCCAACCAUGAGGCCAUGGAGACGCUGCGCCGCUCCAUGUCGAUGGAGGGAAACAUUCGGGGGAUGAUUCAGCUGGUUGUGGCCAGGAGGCUGGAAAAACAAAAUGAGGAGCAUUAUGAUUCUGGAACACUUCAGAGCCGAGCUGUUGACAGCCAUCAAGGUUGGCAAUCAACUAAUAAGCCCUACGACCCUCUCCAACCAACUAUGGUGACUAACAAUAUAUACGAAAGGAUAGUUGUGAAUAAGCCAAUGACGAAUGGGAGACAUGAAGACGACGAGGAGGAACAAUAUGGCGAGGAGGAUGAUGACCUGCUACCCCCACCGCUUCCACCCCACCCUAACGAUGAGCUGCUAAUGCAAACAACUCCUCUAAGACCAGAACACCACAGGAGCUUGGAGCCCGGUGUGACGGCGCAUUUGAAAAAACCUCAUCCAGGCCUGGAUCCCUCGCAGCAGCAGCAGCCAGAAUAUAGCAAACUGAAGACUUCCAAAAGCAUGGAUCUUGUGGCAGAUGAAAGCAAUGUUGGAUCACUAGCUGGACAUAAGUCAGGCUUUUCUCCCGGUCGAGACGUUGGUCCAACCUUGGGUUUGAAGAAGUCCAGCUCUCUGGAGAGCUUGCAGACAGCUGUAGCCGCGGUCAGGAAGAAUGAUGUGCCCUUCCACAGACCAAGGCCUCACAUGGUGCGGGGGCGAGGCUGUAAUGAGAGCUUCCGGACUGCCAUCGACAAAUCCUACGAUGGCCCUCCAGAAAUGGAAGAUGAUGGAUUGUCUGAUGCGAGUUCAGGCCGUGAUACCCCAGCCAGCGGAUCUUCACGACAGGGCUUCAGAGACACAGACGAAGCCAAGAAAGACAAGAAGAAGAAAAACAAAGACAAGAAAAAAGAAAAAUUGAAAGACAAAGUAAAAGAGAAAGACAAGAAAAGGGCUGAAGAUGCAGAGGAGCAGGAGAAGAAAAGCAAAAAGAAAGGGUUUGGUGCAAUGCUGAGGUUUGGCAAAAAGAAGGAUGAGAAGGGAAAGCCGGAUCAGAAGAUUCUUAACAAACAGAAGUCUGAAAUGCUUAGUGAGGAGGAACUUGAGAAAAUGAAAGAAGAGAGAGAGAGGAUUGAGGCGAAACACCAGGAGCUGAGGGAGAAGCAAGCCAAAGUGAAAUAUGAUCACGUUCCUGCUCAUGGUCCCCCACUGCCUGAUUUUGAAGAUGAUGAGGCUGACCCAAACUAUGCACGAAUCAACAACUUCAGGGAGAAGGCACCGCCCCAGAGUGUGUACAGACCACCCUCCCCACACCUGCCCCCUGCACCCAUUAACUACCAGAGGGACCCUCCUGCAGAUCAAGAGCAUCUGGAAGGACUCUACGCCAAGGUUAACAAACCUCGAAACCAGCCCGCUCCGUAUGCUGACAGCGGGCAGGGCGCAGCCAGCAAUGUAGACCGGAUCCAGCGACUGAGGAAGGAGUAUCACCAGGCCAGAAGAGAAGGGGUCGCUCCCCCAUACGAGGAAAUCGAAGGAAGAUGGACAGGCCCUGACUAUGAGCCCAGGGUACCUGGAAGAGGACAUGACGCACGUCCAGCUGUGCCGCGCUAUGAAGACAUAGAGAGGCAGUAUGCAUCUCUACCCAGGCGGGGGCCAGUGGAACUUGACGAUUACCCAAAGCAUCCACGGCCUGCAUAUGUGGAACGAGAGCACCCGUCCUACCCAGGACCCCAGCCUGCAUUCCUGCCUUAUCCUGCCAGGGGCAACUAUCCCCGGCCACCUGAUCACAGGGGGGUGGACCCCAGGCAGAUAGACCCAGGCUACUACCCACCACCUCCACCCAGGGGACCCAAACGUCAAGACGUGCCCCCUUCUCCCGCUGCUCUGAGAGGCCCUCGUUUCGAGACUGCAGGCAGGACGUACCACGGGUCCAGCCCAGAGCCUUACAGCUACGGGGACAACCGGAAUCAGGACCCGCGGCAAAAAAAGACAUGAUAUCAACACCAGGGAAACUUUGUAAUACAGUAUCUUAUUGAAGGGUUGUCUUUUUUUUUUUUCUUUAUCAAAAGUGAUAAAUCCACUGAAAUUAAGUUUAAGAGCAGUAAUACAUGUGAAACCAAGCUGUAAAUAAGUAUUUGGACUGAGGCAGGUGUUUCCUUCUGUCUGUCAAUUCCUUAGGUUUCUUCUUCUUUUUCUAGCCUUUGUCCAGAGAGUGACUACAGUACAUACACAAUGCAAUAACAUUUACUUUGAGUUAGUUUUUUUUUAUUUAUUUUUUUUUUAAGUCAAAUAUUCACCUAAAAAAAAAAGACAAAGUUGAAUAAAAUCUGGGGAUUUUCAUUAGGGUAAAUGUGCUCAAAGGUGCCUCGUUAAAUGUAUGCAAAAAAAAAAAAAAAUGAAAAAGCUGCUAAGACCUUUUUGAAAUACUUUUCAAAUAUUGCAUCAUUCCAGUCAAUCACAAAAGAGCAUUUUUUAUCCAAGCUGUAUCUUGGGCUCUUACUCCUAUAUGAAAAGAUAUGACAUUUAAAUGAGUGAGCGGCCAGAAUACAAUGAUGCUGCCAUAGACAUUAGAGUUCUCAAAAGAAAUGUCAUUCUCUUUGUAUAUAAACUGUAUAAUACUGUAAAUUGCUUUACACGAUCAAACCAGUGUUUCAGGACUGGCUAUAUCAGAUGUUUGUUUGAUUAUAUUUAAUGGAGACUACUUACAGUGCCAGUGCAAACAGCAGAACUGUCCGGAGCAUGUCCAGUACUGAAAAGAACAGUGAAAAAAGUGACAUGAUUGUCUAGCAUUUCUUCUACACUUCAUCCUAAAUUGCAUUUACAGUUGGAAUUACUUUGUCUUGUAUGUUUUUUUUUAAUCUUUUUGUACCAUAUACUGUAAAAGGUCUCCCCUGUGCAUUGAUCUCAGUGAAACAGUGUGCACAAGACCCAAAUUGCAAUUAAUUGUGCUAGCUGUCAGUUAUUUAUAAAAUAGAGAGAGAACUGAGAAUGAGUUCUAAACUAUAAACAGGAUGGAGCCCAUUCUAAAGAAAUGUCAGCCUUGUGAUCUUUUGAUGCAACACAUAGAGAAGUAAGGCAUCUGCAUGUGAGGAUAAAGGAGUUGCUUUAUGUUUCAAAGGGGAUUUUCAAAGUGGCCAUUCCCUACUAAUCAUUAGCUGGUAUUUAUUUUCUGUAAAGUUCUAAGAUCUGUAAAGAAGAAAUAAAGUUAAUUUCGCAAUUCAGUGAUUAACCAGUGUAGCUUAUUCACAUUUAGGACAUGCUGUAUGAAUACUAUGCUGUAUAACCAAUCUGUAUAAGGACCCUUCCCUAAGUUACCAUGUUCAAUGUUUCACAUUAAUUUGAUGCGGAAGUCAGAUAACGAAAUAAUUACGGAACAGAUAAAACAUGAAACUGGAUCUUCUAAAUGCUAAUUAUUCUACCAGUUCUCUGUUUUGACAUAUACUGCACUGCGGUUGAGAUGCAAGGUAUUGUAAAAAGCCUUUUGCUGCACUGGAAAAUAAUGUGUUUGUGCUUUGCCAUGAAUCUUCUCUCGCAUAUAAUGUAUGUGAUUAUUAUAACAAAUUAGAUUGCUUUUUUUUUUUCUCUCUGCCUACUUUAGAUGUUUGUGUUGUUGUUGUUGUUGUUAUUAUUAUUAUUAUUAUUAUUAUUAUUAUUAUUAUUAUUAUUAUUAUUAAAUCUGAGUGUCUUUUCAAAAAGUAGGUACACGAAAGCUUUCAUUUGAUGGUACAAUAUUGGGAACGAAAGGUACUUUAUUAUGUCAUUGAUGCUGAGGCUGAAAAAUCUUGGAGCAAAAAGAACAAAACUAACCUCAACAUGGUAAAUAGCUGUGUUCUGCUACCAGAAGUAAUAUAAACAGGAUUUAAUUAGGAGAUGCCACAUAUUAACUUUUUUGAGUGUUUACAUUAUAUACCAAAUAAUUUUGUUUUGCCUUUGAUUGAUUGUUAAAUCAUUUUAAUGAGACCAGACGAAUUUGAAAUUGUUGUAUAACACGAAGAAGUAGUAUUUUGUCAUCAUUAAUAUGUAUUUUUUUUUAUCACAUUUUGUAUUAAAUGUAAUAAAGAAUGUGAUCUUUACA